Molecule: messenger RNA, 9915 nt
Organism: Cricetulus griseus (Chinese hamster)
Lineage: Eukaryota; Metazoa; Chordata; Mammalia; Rodentia; Cricetidae
Source: RefSeq, a predicted model, not a curated record
CGAAGCCACUGUUGAAUGACCAUAGUCAGAGACCAGCUUGCUAGCUUCCGACAGAGAAAAACAAAAGGUGACUGUCCGAAUUCGAAGAAAAAGACGGCGAAGAGGAAGGGUUCGGCUGUCAAUGCGCCUGUCCAGGAGGAGGGUUCGGUAGCACCACAAAACAGUGAGCUCCCCCAAGGAGGGGCUGGUUUUGAAAGCACGUCAUGCAGCAACACCCUGGAGGGGACCAGAGGGGCAUUUGCAGCUCAGGAACGACAAGACUGUGAACUGGAUGAGCCUGGCCUGCAGGCACAGCAACAACAGCCACAGCCACAGCCACAGCCAACCCAGACAGCACACAGUCUUGAGCUCGAAGCCCUGCGCCUGAGCCUAAACAACAUGCAUACAGCACAGCUGGAGCUGACACAAGCCAACCUACAGAAGGAAAAGGAGACAGCAUUGACGGAGCUGCGGGAAAUGCUCAAUGGCCGGCGGGCCCAGGAGCUGGCGCUGCUGCAGAGCAGGCAGCAGUGUGAACUGGAGCUGAUGCGAGAGCAGCUUGCCCGGGAGAAGGAGGAGGUGGUGCUCCGCUGUGGGCAAGAAACAGCUGAGCUGAAGGAGAAGUUACGUUCAGAAAUGGAGAAAAGCGUCCAGAUGAUAGAGACUCUGAAGCAAGAUUGGGAAUCUGAGAGACAGUUAUGUCUGGAAAAUCUCCGCAAAGAAUUGUCUGCGAAGCACCAGUCGGAAAUGGAGGGUUUGCAAAACCAGUUUCAGAGAGAAUUAGCGGAACAGAGGGCUGAGCUGGAGAAGAUUUUUCAAGCCAAACAUGAGGCUGAAGUUUCCCUGAAGGAGACCCAGCACCAGGCAGCUGUCAAGAAGUUACAGGAAGACCUGCAGUCAGAGCAUUGCCAGUAUUUACAAGAUUUAGAGAUGAAAUUCAGAGAAAAGGAAAAAGAAAAAGAGUUGGAGUUAGAGAAUCUUCAAGCAUCCUAUGAAGAACUGAAGGCUCAGUCCCAAGAAGAAAUCAGAUGCCUAUGGUCCCAGCUUGAGUCUGUGAAAACCAAUACAGAGGAACUGAAUGGGUCGUGGGAGCCAUGUCUGGCCCAGGACUCUCACCUGGAGGAGCUGGAGCACCUGCGGUCAGACUUCGCGCAGCAGCAGCAGCAAGAGCGAGCCCAGCACAAGUUGGAGCUGGAGCACCUGCGGUCGGACUUCGUGCAGCAGCAGCAGCAAGAGCGAGCCCAACACGAAUUGGAGCUGGAGCACCUGCGGGUCUAUUUUGAGAAGAAGUUGAGGGAUGCUGAGAAGACAUACCAAGAAGACCUGACCUUGUUCCAGCAACGGCUGCAGGAGGCCAGGGAGGAUUCUCUGGAGUCUGGAGAGAUCAGUUCAUCCUGUAUAUUUCCAGAGGAGACAUCUGGCAGAGGAAGAAAGGAGCAACCUGAUCCACUUGAUCUUCAGCUGGAGCAGCUGAAGGAGAACUCGACAAGUUUACAAGCAGGACUGGAAGAAGACCCCAGGCAUGAAACAGGUGUGUUGAGUUCUUCCCUCAACUUCCAACUCAAGGAGAACAAGUCACACAGCUACCGCCUGAGGCCCGAGGAAGCAGAACAGGAGAGGCUCCCACUUACACUCUCAGAGCAGCACAGCCAAGAGCUUGCCCAGGAACAUCUGCAGUAUGCACAGGACAUGGCUAUGGAGGCCGAUGCUCAGGUGGCUGCCAGAAUCCUGACCUUGGAAGCUGAACACAAGGAUGUGUGUAAAGUUUCACUUCUUCAGACUGAACUCAAGGAAGCAGUUGAACUCUUGAAAAUAGAGAACAGGAAUUUACAGGAGAAACUGCAGCAUGAGACCCACCUGAAAGAGGAGCUGGAGAGGGUCAAACAUAGUCUAGUUGAAGACCAUCAGGUAAAACUAAAUAAAGCCGAGGAGAAGAUUCAGCUAAUGAAACAGGAGUUCCAGAAAAAGGAAGCCGAGUGGGAGCGUUCUCAUGAGGACUUCAAGAGAGACACUGAAGGGAGACUGACCUCCAUGUUUAUUGAGCUAAGAGAAAAGGCCGAGAGUGAGAAACAGUCCAUAAUAAGCAGGUUUGAGCACCGGGAGUCUGGCAUGAGGCACCUGCAGGAGCAGCAGGCGGCCCAGAUCUUGGACCUGGAGAGAUCUCUGAUGGAGCAGCAGGGCCGCCUGAGGCAGUUGGAACAAGAGCUCACUAGAGAUGAAGUUCUGCCCUGUAGCCGGUGUGGCCAGGAGCCCCUCAUGGCCCAGGAUGAGGAGCACAUCAUGCUGCUCCGUGUGAAGGAAGACUGUGCCCUCCAGCUGAUGAUGGCCCAGAAUAGGUUUUUGGAAGAGCGGAAAGAGAUUAUGGAGAAGUUUGCCAAGGAACAAGAUGCUUUCCUUCGGGACACCCAGGAGAAGCAUGCCCAUGAGCUUCAGCUCCUGCAGCAGGGACACCAGCAGCAGCUUCAGGCCCUGAAGAUAGAGCUUGAGACCAAGCACCACUCUGAGCUUGCUGAGCAGCUUGCCUCCCUGGAGAGCAAGCAGCAGGCACUUGUUGAGACUCAUGUGGCUGAAUUGCAGGUAAAACACAAUGCUGAAAUCAGCACUUUGCAGAUGAAACAUUUGACAGAUUUGCAUGCGGCGAAAUCCUUUUACUUGACCGACAUCGAGACUAUUCGGGAUGAGCACAGAAAGGCUUUGGAGCUUUUGCAAGCAGAGCUCGAGGACCAGCUUCAGAAAAAGGACUCUUCUCAUAAAGAGAUUUUGACACAUGAGUUGGAAAAACUGAAACACGAGGAGCUUCAGUCUGCAAAAGAUAGCUUGAGAAUCAAAAUACAUGCCAAACACACAGAGGAAGCGAAAGGCCUGGCUACUGACAUGCAAGGGACACAACAGCAGGAGGAACUGGCUAUGGCUGUGCACAAUCAAAGGCACCUGCUGGGGAAAGAUGGAAAUGCAGCCUUGGGUAGCGUGGGUGCUGAGGUCCUGCUGCACCCAGCUGUGCCUCAGGAGCUGGGAGACCCACACGCCGUUGAAAUGCAGAAGCCACAAGCAGAGUUGGCCAAAUCUCAAGAGCUGCCAGCAUCUCAGGAACAGGCUGCACUGGUGGUGGUGGCGCAGGCCUUUGACCCUUGCACUCGGAAGGCAGAGACAGGGCCCAUCUCUGAGUUCAAGCUGAAAGGCCAGGUCUUCUCGCUGAGUCGGGAGGUGGAAGAGUGCCGAGCUGAGCUGGAGAGGCUGCAGCAGAGGAGAGAGCGGGAGAACCAGGAGGACACCACUCUCAUCUGCAUGCUCAGGGCUGAUGCAGACCUGGCUCAGAGCAAAGGGAAGGUACUCCGAGAUGCUCUGAGGAGACUGCUUGGUUUGUUUGGAGAAACACUGAAGGCAGCCGUCACCCUAAAGAGCCGAAUCAGUGAGCGUGCGGGGCUCCUCCUGGACCAUGUGGAUGCUACAGAUACAAGUGAUGCCCAGUUAGCAGCCGCAGCCCUUGGCGAUAUGUGGUCUGAUGAGGGUCUACUUGAGAUAGACAGAACUUUGCCUGAAGGGGCAGAGACAUCUUCAGUGUCUGAAAUUAGCAGUCAUGUAUGUGAAAGCUUUUUUAUGAGCCCCGAAAACACACUGGAAUGUGAGCAGCCGAUUAGGAAAGUCUACCAGAGCCUCAGCACGGCCGUGGAUGGCCUCCUGGAGAUGGCCCUGGACUCCUCCAAACAGCUGGAGGAAGCACACCAGCUCCAUUGUUGUGUUGAGAAAGAGCUCCGUCACAGGAAUGAGGAGAUGGCACAGGCUGUGCAGAAGCAGCAGGAGCUGCUGGAACACCUGAGGCAGGAGAGUGCAGCCAAGGAUGGGCUGACACUGGAGUUGCACAUGGCAGAGGGUCUCCUGGAAGGACUCAGGGUGGAGAAAGCAGAGCUGCAGGAGGCCCUGGACAAAAAGGAGGAGUCGGAACAGCAGCUGAUUCUAGAGCUAGAGAGCCUGCAGAAGCAGCUGCAGCAAGUGGCCCAGGAGCUGGUCACUCUGAGGGAAGAAAAUUCUGUCUUGUGGAACCAGAAGGAAACUUUCACUAAUGAAGCAAAAGAACGAGAAGCGGCGCUGCAGAAGGAAGUGGAAUCUCUGUCCAGAGACCAGUGGGAGGCCAGGAAGCAGUCUGAGAAGGACCGCGCCACCCUGCUCUCUCAGAUGCGAGUCUUGGAGUCUGAGUUGGAAGACCAGCUUGUGCAGCACCGGGGCUGUGCCCAGCUGACUGAGGAAGUGGCCACCCUGAAGCAGGAGCUGGCUGCCCUAGACAAGCAUUUACGUAGCCAGCGUCAGUUCAUGGAUGAGCAGGCUGCUGAGCGUGAGCACGAGCGAGAAGAGUUCCAACAGGAGAUCCAAAGGCUGGAGGAGCAGCUCCGCCAGGCAGCCCGGCCACGGCCUCCUGGGCCCCGUGAUAGCCAGUGUGCACAGCUAGAUGAGGAGGUGGAAUUAUUACAAGAAAAAUUGAGAGAGAAAUUAGAUGGAUUUAAUGAAUUGGUCAUAAAGAAAGAUUUUGCAGAUCAACAAUUGUUAAUCCAAGAAAAAGAAAUUAAACGUCUUGAAGAGACAAAUGUCAGCCUACAAAGACAAGUGGCCCAGCUCCAGGAAGAACUGGAAAAACAGAAAAAAAACAUGGAAGAAUUAAAAUGUAGGCUGGAUGAAGCCGAGUGCCCUAAGCCUUCUCAGGACAGCUCUUCUAGGGGUCCAGAAACUCAACCAGAGGUAACAGAGAGCACACACCUAGAGCCUGAGAGUGAGGUUGUACCCAGUAGAAACUCUGAGAUUGAAGAGCUGAAAGCCAUCAUCGAAAAUUUGCGGGAAAACCAAGAACAAUUACAGAAGGAUAAAGCAGAAGAAAUUGAACAACUCCAUGAAGUCAUCGAGAAGCUGCAGAGUGAGCUGACCCUCAUGGGGCCCAAGGUGCAUGAACUCAGUGAUCAUCAGGCUAGCAGUCUCCACACUGAGCUGUCCUGCCUCCGUGCAGAAGGCCAGCAUGGACAGGCGCUAUGGAAUGAGCUGGAAGCAGCACAGGCAGCCAAGGAGGUGUUUGGCCAGCUUCUGGCAGACCAGGCACACGGACAUAGCCAAGUCCUGGAGGCAUUGCAGCAGCGUCUACAAGACGCAGAGGUUGUUGCAGCAAAGCGCUUGGCUGAACUAGAACAUUGUGUGGCCCUCAGAGAGGCUGAGGUUGAAGGCAUGGCCUCCCGGAUCCAAGAAUUUGAAGCUCUCCUGAAGGCAAAGGAAGCAAUCAUUGUACAGAGAGAUCUAGAAAUUGACAGCAUGAACAAGUGGAAAGCGACCCAUUCCCUUGAGCUGGAGACCAUCCUUUUGCCUUUGGCCCACUUCCGUCGUGCUCUGGAACAGCAGACCUUGGCCACCUCAGACGAGCCUCCUGAGCUACAGCAGCUGCGAAUACAGUGUGCUCGCCUCAGCCACCAGCUGCAGGUGCUGCACCAUCGUUUCCUGCAGUGCCAGAUGGAGCCGGACCAGCAGCAGGCUCCGGUAGCACCUGCUGACUGCUCGUCCCCUGGUGCAGAUGCACAGGCUGCACGUGGUCAGUGGCAACAGGACAGUGUCAGUAUGGGGCUGGCCUCGGCGCCACAGGACAAUCUACAGCCUGCCAAAGUCCUUGUGACACUCAAGGAUGCCAGUCUCCACAAAACCGAAAGUGUGAUGUCCGUGCUCGAGGUCUGCCAGAGGCGGCUGGAGGCGGAGAUGCUUUUAAUGAAAAAUGCUAUGCGCUUGGACAUGGAGAAUGACAGGGAGGUUCCCAAAGGGAUGCAGGCUAAGGAGCAGCAGCUGGAAGAUUGUCAGCUGGGCAGUGGGGAUCUCAUCAUCCAGGUGCAACAACUGCAGGAGAAACUGAACCACUUGGUGCAUUCCAUGGCCUCUAGGGACACCAGCAUGGAAAACCCCAAGUCAGAGCGGCCAAGCCUGUCAGAAAAUGGUUCAAGCAGUGACUGUCAUAAUGACGAAGACAUCAGUGCAUCACUUCCCAUUGAUGUAUUUAGUAUUGGUAAAACCACAUGGGAUGUAAUUGACGUCAUUAAAAAUCAGGAUUUGUUGGCCCAAGUUGAAAUGCCAAGUUUUCCCACUCAGGAACCAUUAACACCACAAGGUGGAUCUCUUUCCUCGCAAGUCAGCGUGCACAGUGACUCCCUCCACCCUGAGGAGGCUGAGCCCCAGAAGGACCCAGCGAGGGCAUUGGACCUGUCUUCCUGGAGCUCCCCCGAGGUCCUCCGGAAGGACUCAACCCCCGAGCCCCAGCACAGCCUCCCCCUGACACCCUGCACAGGCACAGUGAGCCUGCACAGUGUGGACACCUCCUCCCAAGACUGGACAGACUCACUGCAGCUGGCCGAUGCGUCAGGGUUGCUUUGUUACCCGGGCAAGUCAGCAACAGCACAGGCCCCGCUGUGGGUGGUGACUCCUUCGGCUGAGAACCACCAUGUGGAGAGGCCAGCUACGGAGAAGGAUGUCGAAGACUUUAUCGUAACAUCUUUUGAUUCUCAAGAACUGUUAACAACAUCCCCUCAUGAAUUAACAAGAAGUGAUGCAACUGGGAAAAGCGAUUGCCCAAGUGGUGGUAUGAUGCUGACUUUGGGUUCAGGGGGAUCUGAGACUCCCCGCAGCAGCCCUGUGGCUGCUGCUGUUGUACCUUUCUCCAGAAGGUUUGACCAGUCACCAGGAGCAAUGAAGGAGAAGGAAAUCCAUGCAAAGCAUAUGAAGGCUUUGCUGCAGAUGGUAUUUGAUGAGAGCCACCAGAUACUGGCCUUGUCAAAGAACCAAGACCUCCCUAAUUCACUGAGCAAGGGUGAACCACGUGACCCCCUGGAUGGCCUCCCAAGGGACAGGCAGGCCCUUUUGGAGGCGACAGCUGACAGAGGAGAGAAGGAACCUUCGGAAACAUGCCUUACAUGGAGUGGGGAGCUUUUGCGGGCAAUACAAGAAGUGUUUGCCAGAGAGCAGGAGAACGCUGAGCUGCAGUCUAGACCCUAUGGCUUAGAUCUAGGAGAUUAUAAUGUCCUGUUCAAGAGGCUGGAGAAGGUUAUUAAAGAGCAGGGAGACCUGCAGAAGGUCCAGUGUCUGCCAGACAGGAGCAGCUUGCUGUCUGAGAUUCAGGCUCUGCGUGCCCAGCUCCGCAUGACACACCUGCAGAACCAAGAGAAGCUGCAGCAGUUGUGUGCAGCCCUGACAAGCACAGAGGCCCGUGGGAGCCAGCGGGAGCACCAGCUACGAAGACAAGUUGAACUGUUGGCAUACAAAGUUGAACAGGAGAAGUGCAUAGCAAGUGACUUACAGAAAACCUUGAACAAAGAGCAAGAGAAGGCCAGUGACGUCCGGAAGCUCCUGAUGGUGGAGCAGAGUGCAGUACAGGAUUUGAAGUCGGAGCUGCAUGCGUGUAAGCAGGAGAACACGCGGUUGUUGGAGUCCCUGGACAAGGUGCAGCAGGAAGUCCUUCGUCUCAGAGCCAUGCUUGACGGGAAGGAGAAUGAACUGAAGGGUGUACUUCAGGAGCUGGAGUGUGAGCGUGGAAAGGAGCGGGCCCUUCAGGCCCAGCACGAGGAGCAACAGCUGCGGCACCUGCAGAGGGAAGGCCAGAGCUCCAGGGCCCUGGAGGAGUUAAAAAUGUCUUUGGAGAAGCAGCGUGCUCAAAAUAACCAACUAUGCGUCGCUUUAAAACACGAGCGUGCAGCCAAGGACAACCUGCAGAAGGAGCUGCAGAUCGAGUCCUCCCGCUGUGAAGCCCUGCUGGCACAGGAGAAGGGCCAGCUUUCUGAACUGCAGAAGAGCCUAGAGGCCGAGAGGAGCCGCUCCCUCGAGCUUUCAGAGGCCUUACAGCAUGAGCGGCUCUUGACGGAGCAGCUGAGCCGCAACAUGCAGGAAGCCUGUGCGCGCCAAGAGACACAAAUUCAGCAUGCCUUAUUGCGGAAGCUGAAAGCCGAGAAGGCACGUGCCCUGGAACUGGAAAGCAUGCUUGAAAAGGUGAAGAAAGAGGCUGCACAUACACAACAGCAACUGGAGUCUCAGGCUCAGGAGCGCUGUGUAGAGCUCAGGAAAGAGAAGGAGGUAAGUGGCAGCCUGAGGUCAGCCGUGGAUGCCCUGCAGACUCACAGGCAGGAGCUGGGAUGCUGUCUGGAGAGAGAGAGGGAGAAAUCAGCGUGGUUGCAGGCAGAAUUAGAACAGUUAUCCUCAAGAGUGAAAGAGCAAGAAGGACGCAAGGAAGCCAGGAGGAUGGAGAGGAGGCCAAGCCGAACAGACGUGGAAAAGAAGAAGUGGCAGACAGACAAGGAGAAGCUGCGAGAAUUAGAAUUACAAUGCCAGCGUGAUGAGCAUAAAAUCGAGCAGCUUCAGCAAAUGGUGAGAGAGUUGAAGCGGAAAGAGAAGGUUCCUGGGGGAGAUGGCGCUUGCCGGGUUUCCCCCCGCUUGGGUUCUUUGGAUCUGGACCAUGUCCAGGAACAGCAACAAGAGCUGGAGAAGAUCCGGCAACAGCUACUGUGUGCAGCGGGGCUCCUCACAAGCUUCACCAACCACACUGUGGACAGGACAAUUAAAGAUUGGACGUCAUCAAACGAGAAGGCGGUGUCAUCCUUAAUGCGCACCCUUGAGGAACUGAAGUCUGAACUAAGCAUUCCGGCCUCCUCUAAGAAAAAGAUGGCUGCAGAGCUCCACGUCCAACUCAUGAAUGAACUGCUGAGAGACAACGACACCCUUACAAAAGCCAUCAGCAUGGCGACUCAAGAGAAAGCGGAGCUGUGCAGGACUGUGUCCCGGCUGGAGAAGACCCUGAAACACCACAUGCAGAAGGGCUGCAUUCUCAGUAGGCAAAGCAAGUCUUCGGGGAAGCAAGAUGGGAUGGUUCCUCAGAGUCCUCUACGAAACUCAGAUCCAGAGUGGCACACAGCAACUACAAGCAUGGAAGCAAAUACGUACAAUACCAAGAUGGAGAAACUGUACCUGCACUAUCUGAGAGCAGAGAGCUUUAGGAAAGCUCUCAUUUACCAAAAGAAGUAUCUCCUGCUGCUGAUUGGUGGAUUCCAGGACUCUGAACAGGAAACUCUCUCCAUGAUUGCUCAUCUGGGGGUAUUUCCUUCCAAGGCAGAUAAGAAAAUAACUACAUCACGUCCUUUCACGAAGUUCCGCACUGCUGUGAGGGUAGUCAUCGCCAUACAGAGGUUGCGAUUUCUGGUUAAGAAAUGGCGAGAAGUGGAUCGGAGAGGAGCACUAAUACAUGGCAAAGGCUCCCGCCAAGGACAUCGAAUGUCCCGGAGACAGCAUUCUCUGUCAGAAACCAGAGCAUCCCUGCCAAGCAAAGAAGUUUCCUCAGGCCACACCAAGGACGCUAGACACAGCCUCAGAUCCUUGGCAGCAGUACCACUGGGCAAGGUGGAAAGAUCAACUUCAUCACCAAAUUCACGGUUAGAAAGAUCCCUGACUGCUUCUCAAGAUCCAGAACAUUCCUUGACAGAAUAUAUCCAUCAUUUGGAAAUGAUCCAGCAGAGACUUGGGGGGUUACCAGCAGAUUCUACUCAGAAAUCCUGCCACCAGAAGGUUAAACAAUGAAUAAAGUCUUAUGGCUCUUACCCUGUGACAGUUGUAUCUGAGGAGAAAUGGUUUUCCUAAGGAAAGCUCACGGUAUGGUCUGGGACACACUGAUACUGCAGGAGUCAUGAUACCAGCCCCUAGGAGCCACCGAGUGCUCCCACCUCAACACACUGCUAAACGGAGCGCUUUUCCCUCCUUCCCUCCUCCCAGUGAGCAAUGGCUGUGUUGUACUCUGUGCCUAUUGAUAGAGCCUCUGCCUCUCCUGUGUCAGAAGUGGAGAGUGGGUUCCAGUUGUCUAUUUUCUUAACGUGUAAGGAUGGAAAGUUAAUUUUAAAAUAAACACAUAGGAAGGAAAUAAUAAAGUUUACUUUUGCUUAUUGA